GCUGGGGGGUAGCGGGAAGGCGACGUUCUUCUUUCCUGGGUUCCCGUCCGCCAUGUUUUCAGGCCGGGUCAGCCUGGGUCUUUCCUCGUGAGGAAAUGGCCGGGGGGUUUCGGGGACCCCAGGCGCCGGUGCCUCGGCGGAGCCCGGGCUGACGAGGCAGGGCGGCGGGGUGACCCGCAGCAGCUGUGCGCGGGGCGGGGAGGCCAUGGCGUCCGGCAGUAACUGGUUGUCCGGGGUGAACGUCGUGCUGGUGAUGGCCUACGGGAGCCUGGUGUUUGUCCUGCUCUUUAUUUUUGUGAAGAGGCAAAUCAUGCGCUUCGCGAUGAAAUCGCGGAGGGGGCCUCACGUCCCCGUGGGACACAACGCCCCCAAGGACUUAAAAGAGGAGAUUGAUAUCCGGCUAUCCAGGGUUCAAGAUAUCAAGUAUGAACCUCAGCUCCUUGCAGAUGGUGAUGCAAGACUGUUACAGCUAGAAACCCAGGGAAAUGAGAAUUGCUACAACUAUCUAUACAGGAUGAAAGCUCUGGAUGCCAUCCGUGCCUCUGAGAUACCAUUUCAUGCUGAAGGCAGGCAUCCCCGUUCCUUAAUGGGCAAGAAUUUCCGCUCCUACCUGCUAGAUCUUCGGAACACUAGUACUCCUUUUAAGGGUGUGCGCAAGGCCCUCAUUGAUACCUUGCUGGAUGGCUAUGAGACAGCCCGCUAUGGGACGGGGGUCUUUGGCCAGAGUGAGUACCUGCGCUACCAGGAGGCCCUGAGUGAGUUGGCCACUGUGGUCAAAGCACGAAGUGGGAACUCUCAGAGACAGCACCAGUCGGCAGCCAAAGACCUAACCCAGUCUCCUGAAGUCUCCCCCACAACCAUCCAGGUGACAUACCUCCCCUCCAGUCAGAAGAGUAAACGUGCCAAACACUUCCUUGAACUGAAGAGCUUUAAGGACAACUAUAACACCCUGGAAAGCACUCUGUGACGGGCUGAUGGACGCUGCCAGGCUGCUGGAGGGGUCAGCAGCCUUGGGUCAUCUGGCUGGUGGGUCCAGGUCAGCUGAAAUGCCACGGUGUCCGGAGCUCGUAAGGUUCAUGCCUAGAGAAUCAUUCUCCAGCUUGUUCUUACAGCCCAUUUCCGAGAAUCAGGACUUUAUUUUCCCUUGGUAACACUUUUUUUGGGAGUUGAAUUCAGGUGUUUUUCUUAAUGUUUCCAUCAAUGCUUCCUUAAAAAUCCUCACUUGGUUUUGAUUGUAGUUCAUCUGCCUCUUUUUUUCCCCCUUUUCCACUAUAAAUAAUCCUAAGAGUGAGAGUUGGGGUGGCAGGGCCUGAUGUCUUCCAUGUCUGCCCCUUUAUACAUAGAUGAAUGGGGACGUUUGGGUUUGAAACAUCUUAGAAGUGAUUGGUAGGACAGGCAGACACAAGCUGGCGGGGAGGUCUAGUGAGGCCAUGCAUGCUACAUGGAACAGCUUGCCGGUGCUCCAUUUAAUCCAGCGUGUGUGGAAACACUAACACAACUUCCCUGACAUGCAAGGAUCUGCCCUUAGGCUUUCUUUCCAUACUGUCUUGAAUGAAUGGAAAAGGGAAUGUUGGCAUUUGACAUAAUCCCAUCCCCCCACACUUCCUGGGGAUGCUGUGGGACAGUGAAGAAAAGUCAGAUCAAUGCACUGGUCUGACAUUCUAGAUUAUUUAAUAAAAUGAACAAAAAAAAUGA
Molecule: messenger RNA, 1695 nt
Organism: Callorhinus ursinus (northern fur seal)
Lineage: Eukaryota; Metazoa; Chordata; Mammalia; Carnivora; Otariidae
Gene: LTAP1
Product: chromosome unknown C1orf43 homolog
Biological process (GO): phagocytosis
Source: RefSeq, a predicted model, not a curated record